Molecule: messenger RNA, 1122 nt
Organism: Desarmillaria tabescens
Lineage: Eukaryota; Fungi; Basidiomycota; Agaricomycetes; Agaricales; Physalacriaceae
Exons: 5
Coding region: 1-1122 (373 amino acids)
Source: RefSeq, a predicted model, not a curated record
AUGACUUCUCACAAUCAUCAUUCUUCUCCUCCCCAUUUACCCUCUGCCUCACCAUCUUCAUCCCCUCAUAGUGCUCUACUCACUACUCCUCACACUCAAGUUACUGGUGGAGAGUCUCAACACAGUGACGACAUGACCGCAACUCCAGCAGCACCGCCACCAUCAUUGCCCCCUGUUGGUUCAGACCCUCCGACCAGCUCUACGACACCUCUGAUGAACAAUCCUUCUGCACCUGCUGCUACGCUUCUUCCACCAUCUCAGAUUACUGGAUCCAAAGGAGAUAAACUCAGUCACUAUGAAGGCCGGACAAAGACAGCGCUGUGCAAGGCUAUGCGUGGGUAUGAAGGACAUCUUGGGGCCAUCAGCAUGUGUCCAGAUGAGGAUAUGCAGUCGAGUUGGGCCCAAGAGGAGUGGCACAUCCGAUUUGAUAGCGACGAACAACCAAUCAAGCUUAGCGAUGAAAUGCUCAAACUGAUAAGAAAGCAUGGUGUGCGUGUUCGAAGCUUCAUGAGGGACCAGAUCAAACCACUCAUAUGCCCUGCAUAUGGGUUUGUUGCUGGCACCGAAUCUGAAAACACUGUCCGAGAGAACAAGCAAAAAUGUAUAGAGCUCAUGACUGCACUUGGCUUCUACUACAAGGAUGCUACUACACGCACGGGCUAUUUUAAUAGUCUGAUUCUCUUCGACGCCAUCAGUCAUGCCUUUUUCUACAACAAAGAUGCUCCGGGACUCGCAUUCCCUGAUCGCUUUAACCCGAUUCCCAUUCCAGCCUUGGCAUUCAUUUUCACUGUGAUUGAACACUGCUUAAAUGAAUGGUCUACUGGGAGCUACAAGGCGCUGAUCUUCAACGAAACUGAGGCUAGUGUGCGCUACCAUGAACACCAUCUCCCUGCCGUGAAGGAGUGGGCAGAAAUAUCACCAGACUUGACAACAGUCUUGCGGAAGGCCUGGUAUACGAAAGCAAGGAAACAAGCAGGAGCAGCAGGCCUUCAGACCCCAGCAGCACCUCUCAAAUUGUCUGAUUCUGCGAGGGACCUGGCAUACGAAGAAAUGAAGGCAAUGGCCGUGGCGCUUGAUGAGGAACCGCAAGCGGAAGGUGAAGCCGAGGAGGCAGUGGAAUGA